Podospora anserina S mat+ is the source of this 855-nucleotide messenger RNA. RefSeq lists its product as uncharacterized. Bases 1 to 855 code for a protein of 284 amino acids. NCBI's taxonomy places the organism in Eukaryota, Fungi, Ascomycota, Sordariomycetes, Sordariales, Podosporaceae. The record is from RefSeq and is a predicted model, not a curated record. The transcript has 2 exons. Gene Ontology annotation, molecular function: methyltransferase activity.
AUGGAUUCAACCGAGCAGAUCUACGCCCAAGUCCGGGAGCACUACAGCAGUGCCUCUCGAACGGCGGCCCCAAAGUACGGAGAGAGUGUGGCCAAGUCAUUCGGAUACAGCGAGGACGAGUUAUCCAACAUCCCCGAAGACGCCAACCUGGGUCUCAGUUGCGGCAAUCCACUUGCCAUUACCAGCCUCAAAGAGGGUGAGACGGUCAUCGACCUAGGCAGCGGUGCGGGCUUCGACAUCUUCCUCGCCUCGACAAAGAUUGGUUCCAGUGGAAGAGCCAUUGGCGUAGACAUCAAUGAUGUCCGUUCUUAUCCGGCAACUUCCGCGUUCUCUCAACACACCGCUGACAAGGUUGCUAGGAAAUGCUCGCCCGCGCCGAAAAGAUCAAGGCCUCCCGCGGCAGCUCGGUUUCCAACGUCACCUUCAUCAAAGGCAAUAUCACCUCUGUCCCUCUCCCAGACGGUUGCCGUGUCGGACAUUCUUGCCAAGAAGCCCCUGCCGGAUCAGCUGAGAAAGGAUAUUGCCAUGUACGUUGGAUGUAUUGCCGGUGCCGCCGAGGUUGCCGACUAUCAGAACUGGUUCAGGGAGGCGGGGUUCAAAGACUCGGUCAUCACGGAUACACAGGCCGAUCUGAAUGUCUAUUUGGACACCAAAGAGGAUGGGACCAAAAAGUCUGGGGAUUGUUGUGGACCUGUUGCCGCUGUUUCUGCUUGCGAUGGUGGGGAUGAGGCCAAGAAAGCGACGCCAUCUUGUUCUUCUGCCACUACCGAUAGCAGUGAUGUGGGGAGGACAGAUCUCAAUGAGUUCGUUGGUAAGUUAGCAUUUUUGCGUAUAGAGGAGACCAGAGCACGGUAG